This is a messenger RNA of Naegleria lovaniensis, 3651 nucleotides long. RefSeq lists its product as uncharacterized. NCBI's taxonomy places the organism in Eukaryota, Heterolobosea, Eutetramitea, Acrasida, Naegleriidae. Gene Ontology annotation, cellular component: plasma membrane. The transcript has a single exon. The record is from RefSeq and is a predicted model, not a curated record. Gene Ontology annotation, biological process: transmembrane transport. The coding region runs from base 1 to 3651 and encodes 1216 amino acids.
AUGCAUAGGCCCAAACUAAACGCAUUCUUUAAGUGUUUUAUUACCAAAACAUAUUCCAAAGCUUCGUUACUGUUCUCAACGCUCAUUCUUGCUGUGAUUGUUUUCCUUCAAUUCGGUUCACAUGACAGCAUCAAUAAUACAUCUUUCAUGUGUCCUGUACAAGCACAAACAUCAGCCUAUCAAUUCCUAACCGAGUUCACACAAAAUAUCACGCAGUCUACUUCUUCGCUUCAGGAGCUUAAUGCAUGGUAUGAUACUUCUUCUUUAAUGGAGUUGGAACGAGCACAGGAAAACACCACAGAUGCGACCUUCACCAUUUGCUUUUCUUCUUUCACAUAUGAUCAUCAAAAGAAUACCUUGUCUUGGAGAUUCCUUUUCGAUGAACAAGUCCUCUACUCUUUUAAUAUCACAAGCACGACAGCUGACAAUAUCACUUCUAUUCUUUAUUAUAGAGUCAUUCAUUCGAAUUUGUUGAAAACUCGCUUUUCACAAGAAUUGUUCAUUCCCAAUUCUAGAGAAAUGAUUCUUCAAGAGUAUCCCGUUUCUAUUUUGCAAAACAAAUAUGGAAUGGAUUUAAAUGUUGACAAAAUGCUGUUCCAUUUAAAUGGAUCCUCUGUCUUCAGUGCAUUUCUGAAUAUUUCCAAAUAUUUAGAUCUUCCAGAAUUAUUUGAACAUGAAUAUUAUAUUCAGUGGUUGACUUUGGAAUUGAACAAUACUCAAAUCAUGAAUCAACUUUUAACCUUGUAUUCCAACAACAUGUCUGCACUUCAACAACACGACAUGUAUUUACUUUUGACAUCCUCUCAAAAGAAAUAUUCCUUCUCAUCAUUGCAAUCGUUUAACACUUCCAUUCAAGUUUCUUCCAUUCGCACCUCAUCUCUUCCUCUGACCAAUUCAUGCGGUUCAAAAUCUCCUGUGAUUGCCUUCGCUUGGAAUUCAUGGCGUUUAUGGUUCGUUUUAGGAAUGGUUCUUUUAAUGUUGGUAGUUUUGGUGAGUUCCAUAUGGAGACCUUAUUUUGUGGUCACUCUCACUUUGGUUAUCUUUCAUUUGGCUGGAAUUGUCAGUUUAAAUGAUGCUUUGAGUGGCUUCUCCAAUUCAGGAACUCUGAUUGUUGCCUUAUUAUUUCCAAUUGUGAAGCCUCUGAGUGAAAAUUCGUUGGUGUUGAAAUUUUCAUCUCUCCUGUUCGGAAGUCCCGUUCGAUUCAAAAAUAAGAAAAAUGCGUUCUUGAAUCAUGUCUCGUUGAUGCUUCCGACGUUGAGAAUUGGACUUGUAUUUACAGUGUUCAGUGCGUUUGUUUCUAACACUCCGGUGGUUGCUACUGGAAUUCCCAUCAUUAUGGAAUGGGCAAAACAACACAAAUUAUCAUCUUCUAAAUUUCUAAUGACGUUAUUAUAUUGUACAGCAGGUGGUGGACUGCUUACCUAUAUCGGAACAUCAGCUAGUAUUGUUGCGAAUGGUAUCUAUACUCAGUACGGGUAUUCUCCGCUGACAUUUUAUGAGUUUGUUUAUGUUGGAUCGAUAUUAGCAAUUGGGACUAUAAUUUAUUGCUGUUUUUAUGUGUUAUGGAUUUCGCCAAAAGAAGGAGUCAAGCCUAAACUCAAUACUUCAAAAUUGUCUUCAUUGAUUGGAAUUUCCAACAUGGCUAAAAAAGAAAAGCCUAAGCAUAAGGAACGCUCUGAAAAGUUUAUUUCCUUGGUGAAAAUGUCAAACUUAGAGUCUCAACCCAAACGUUCCAAGGCUUACCAAUUGUUCGUAACUUUAAAUGGAUCCACUAAGGAGAAAAUUCUUCAAAAAUUAGAAUUAGGAAAACAAUUUGAGUUGGAGGCCAUUCUUAGGGAAGAACUGCGAUCGAAAGACGAAAUGGAGCAUUCAGCUGUUUCUUUAGGGCCUCACCUUCCUAAUUCAAUUGAUAAGGGAAAUGUGCAAUCAUCAUCCUUACAUGAUCCUGCAAAUACAGAUGAAAAGAUGCAAUCAUCAACAGCACUCGAGCAAACAACAUCUUCAGAUUCCAGUAGUAAUACCAAUGAAAGUGGAAGUACUGUAGUGAAAUCGAACAGCGAUUCAAUGAUUUCCCCUAAAACUACUGAUGCCAAUGAAGUUCAAGCAUCUCUGGGUAUCUCCUUCUUGAGGAAUAUUGCACCAGUUGCUCCCAACGAAGUUAUUCAAAAGAAUGACAUUUUAGUAUUUAAAGGUCUUUCAGAUUCCAUUUUAAAGUUGCAUUCCAUGAUGGUUGAUUGUGUGAGUGAUGAGACCAAAGAUAAUGUUAUUAUUGGAGAGGAGCUAACUUCCAAGUGUCAAGUCUUCGAUACCAAGAAUACAGAAUCUGUCACCAAUAACGGCUCGUUGUCUGUGGAAAACAUUGAAGAAGGAAGAAAUUCUCAAAGCAGUUGCAGCAACGUGAAUUCAUGCAAUUCCAUGGAUAUGCUCAUUGAAUCUCCCACAGCUCUUACUGAUUCACAUAACAACGAGGUAACCAACCAGCUCUAUUUGAAUUUAAAAAAGAAGAAUGUAGAACAAGCCUCCGAAAAAAAGUCACUUGAGGUAAAUUCAUUAGCUCCCACGACUACGACACCCAACACACCGAACACUCCAACUACUCCUAGAAAGAGAUUUAGCUUGAGAUUUAAUAAGGGCUCAGAAAACAAGGAGGAAGGAGUGAAUGCCAAUGAAUUUGAAUUUUUUGAAGUUGUGGUUGGGCCUUCUAAUGUGUGCAUUGGCGAAAAUUAUGACACCUUUGAAAAACGAUAUCAAGUCAAAGUACUCGCAAUACGUCAAGUGAAUUCCAGUACAACAUUAAUUUCGGAUGAAAGUACCGUUAAGCAUUCAGAAAAAACAACCAUGACCAAGACAGAUCAUGAUUUAACUCUCCACACUGUUUGCAUUGGUGACACAAUACUUGUUUUGGGAAAGACUCGAUUCUAUCUCAAUCAUCAUGACUCUCUUCGAGAAUUUUAUUUAAUAUCUCGAAUCAAUAACGUAUCACCAUAUCAUGAUCCGUUCAGUUCCAAACGUUUCGUAUGGAAAAUACCAUGCACUCACAAAACUCUCAAUUUGUGGUGGUGGGAACAUUGGAUCUUUGUCUUCUUUCUUGCCAUGAUUGCAUGUGCCGUUGCAGGGAUUUCGAUGGUUCAAUGUACAUUGGUGACCUUUUGUGUGGUAAUCUUGUUUGGUCUCAUCUCUCCAACAAAAGCAGUGGAUUGUAUUGAAUGGAGAUUGGUAGCCAUGGUCGGUGCUUCAUUUGGAAUUGCUACCGCUAUUACUCAGAGUGGAGUGGCAGAGGCCUUAACAGAAAUUUUAAGGUUGAUGAAUAUGCCUCUCAUCUUGCUGCCUGCAUGCAUUGUGUUCAUUACGUUGGGGGUGACCUCUAUCAUCACCAACAAUGCAGCUGUUGCUAUUUGUUUACCAUUAGGUUUGGCAGUGGCAAGAGCGAACGGACUGAAUCCACGUUGUAUGGCCAUGUGUGUCACGUAUGCAGCUUCGAGUGUAUUCGCCACUCCAAUUGGUUAUCAAGCAAAUUUGUUAAUUAUGGGACCUGGAGGUUAUACGUUUUUCGAUUAUAUUAAGGCAGGAUUACCCCUCACCAUCAUCUAUUGGGUGAUUAUAAGUGUUUUUGUUCCACUAAUAUGGGGACUUACAACACCAAAUUUUUGA